AUGAAGUUCUUAUCGACUGCCUUCUCGGCCAUGUUUCUCUUCGAACUCGCACUCGCGCAGGUCUCUGGCCAGGCAACAUGUUACUUUGCAAACGGAACCGCAACACCAAAAACACCAGACUAUCUCCAGUACCAAGCUUGCAGCGGAAGCGCAAUCUGCUGUGGAUUGAACCGUUCCAACCCGUCAAACGGUGAUCCAGCCAAGGGCUUCACGAAAGACGAAUGUCUGCCAAACGGUCUGUGCCAGAACAGAGUGACAGAGAACGGGGUCGGAAAGGUGUCAUAUUGGGUGGAUUUCUGCACCAACAGUGACGUCUCUGGGGGCGGCUGUCUAGACGUCUGUCAUGAAACGAAGAACGCGUUUGGAAACACGGCAUUGACACCUUGCGACGGAACCGCUACCAGCGAUCGUUGGUGCUGCGGCGGAAAAACUGACUGCUGCACAUCUAACGUUGGCGUUGUCCAACUCGCCCAGGUAUUGGGUGGCAGCUUAUCAAGUAUCGUAAGCGCAUCGAGGAGCUCGACGAUUCCGAGCUCGGCAGAAAGUUUUCGUGCAGCGGCAACAGAAUCGUCGACUUCCCCGGCAUCUGCGGACGCAUCGUCUACGCCAUCAUCUACCGGCGCCGCUUCUGGACCAAACUCAUCUUCCAGUUCAUCCUCAGGCUCCGGCUCGAAGCUGUCUGGCGGUGCCAUAGCUGGGAUCGUCAUCGGCGCGCUAGCCGGCGUGGCCUUGCUCGCAGCAGCCAUCUUCUUUGCCCGCCGAGCAGCAAUGUGGAAGAAGAAGGCGUCAGCUACCCCUGAGACAGGCGUAGUCCCGCCGUACACACAACACACCAACGGUUACGGAUCAGCGGGAGCAUACGACACGCCUACGAGCGACAAGUAUGCGCAUGCUAAUCAAGGGGAGAUGUACGGGAGCGGGCUGCCACAUGAGCUUCCUGGAGGGGCGAUGGACAGUGAGCUGCCUGCACAGGACUCCCCGAAGAAGUGA
Molecule: messenger RNA, 990 nt
Organism: Ascochyta rabiei
Lineage: Eukaryota; Fungi; Ascomycota; Dothideomycetes; Pleosporales; Didymellaceae
Exons: 2
Coding region: 1-990 (329 amino acids)
Source: RefSeq, a predicted model, not a curated record